Molecule: messenger RNA, 2005 nt
Organism: Homarus americanus (American lobster)
Lineage: Eukaryota; Metazoa; Arthropoda; Malacostraca; Decapoda; Nephropidae
Product: sorting and assembly machinery component 50 homolog A-like
Exons: 11
Coding region: 300-1655 (451 amino acids)
Biological process (GO): protein insertion into mitochondrial outer membrane; mitochondrial respiratory chain complex assembly
Cellular component (GO): SAM complex; outer membrane
Source: RefSeq, a predicted model, not a curated record
GUACUCUAGCCCAUACACGAGGUUAAUGUUAUCAAGCUACCACGUACAUAAUUAUUACACUAGUUUUUCAAAUGACCCUAAUAAUAAUAGACUUUAAUGAAAAAACAGACUUUAAUGAAAACAAAAAUUACAAUUGGUCAAAUAAAAGUAUAUUUAACCGAAAAUUUAAUACUAAUUUAACUAUAUUUGCCAAAUGUUGCCUAUAGGGUGCUCGUGAUAAUCUCUAAACAUGCAUCAUCUUGUGGUCGGGGUGAGGAAGGUAAACAUUGGAGGUCUCACCAAACGCAUGAAACACCACAAUGGGCACCGUACACGCAAAAAGUCCCGAGGCAGAUGAGGGUGAGAACAUCAGGAUGGACCUUCAGGCUCUAAAGGCUCAUGUUCAGCGUGUACAUGUUGAUGGACUGGCCCGCACUAAGGACGACAUUGUCAUCAGUACUGUACGAGAUGUAUUUAGUGCCCAGGACUUCCAGUCUGUCAUAUUGAAAAUUCAUGAAGCCAGAACAAGAUUAUCAAAGUUGGGAUGUUUUAAGGAUGUGGGCGUCUUCAUCGACACUUACGAGGGACCUGACGCUGUUGAGGAUGGUAUUGAGGUGACAUUUGAGGUGCGUGAAGUAAACUUCAUGGGAGCUAAGGUGAACACAAGUGUUGGAAACAACGAAGGUACGGUGUCAACGGGAGGCUUGUUGAAGAACAUAUUUGGACGAGGCGAAGAGCUGAGCUGCGAAUAUUCUCACGGCACGAAGAAGUCUUCCUCCUUCUUCACUACUUUCACUAAACCUUUCCAUAAUGAAGCCAGCACUGUUUUUACAAGCAGUGUGUACCAGCAAGGGACUGAAACCCCUUGGUCAGGCUACAAAGAGCUCGACCGAGGCGUCUUGCUGACUUUAGCCUUCAACUCUGCGCCUAAUGUUCAGCAGAAACUGAUUCUUGAUGGAGCCUGGCGACACCUCACCUGUCUCUCAAGAUCUACCGCAUUUGCCGUCCGUGAACAAGCAGGCCAUUCUCUCAAAUCAGCCCUAAGACAUGAGCUUUCUGUCGACAGGAGAGAUGAUUUGGUUUUCCCCACUGAUGGUGUUGCCUUCACUAUUAAGAAUGAAUUGGCUGGUUUGGGAGGUGAUAUUGGUUUCCUGAAGAAUGAGUUAGAUAUGCAGGUAAACGUUCCUCUGCCGAAGGAGAUGGUCAUCCAGGGAUCUUUGGUAGCGGGCCAUCUAUUACCACUUCGUAACAACAAGACACACUGUAUCACCGACCGCUUCAUGUUAGGUGGCCCCAUGAAUGUUCGAGGCUUUGAAAUGGCUGGCAUUGGCCCUCAUAGUGAUGGAUGUUCACUGGGAGCUGAGAUGUACUGGGCAGCUGCUUUACAUGCAUAUACUCCAUUGCCACUUCUAAACCGAGGCUCCAUCAGCGAGAAGUUCAGAUUACACGCCUUUGUUAAUACCGGCAACAUCGGCGACUUCGUAUUGACUGAUGACUACAAACAGAAUCUUCAGACCCUUGUUCGUGACAUGCGUUUGUCAUAUGGAGCUGGAUUAGCAAUGAGUCUCGGUGGGUUUGCAAGAGUAGAACUUAACUACUGCAUCCCUCUACUGCUCCAGCGUGGUGAUAGACCUAACCAGGGACUUCAGUUUGGUGUGGCAGUUUCUUACUUGUAAUGCUAAACAUAGGUUAGCUUAAAAGUACAAUAGAAGAUUUACAAACCAGCAUUAUUUCAAUGCAAAAGUUUUUAUGAUAAGUUCCCAAUGGCAAACUGUAAAAAUAGUAAAAUAAAUAAGAUUAUAUAUAUAUAUAUAUAUAUAGCAUUGUCUUCAUAAAGCAUUUUGUUUUAUCAAGUAGAAACUAUACUGAAAACUGAAGGAUUUUGAUAUGCUUUAAGUGGUCCACAUAGUCAAUAACCUUCCAUAAUAUUUUUUUAGUUUUUGUUGUCAUGUUUGAAAUCAAUUUUGCAUAUAAAACUUAAUAUGCAGUACUUAUUGUACAGUGUAAAAUAAAAUUGAGUACUUAU